AUGCCACAUCUCACACCCCACAACACAUCUCUCACCACGUCACAUCUCUCGCAUCACACCCCACACCCAACAUGUUACAACACCCAUCUCACAUCCUACAUCUCAAACACCAUGCUGUAUCUCACACCCCACAACACAUCUCACACCACGUCACAUCUCUCACAUCACACCCCGCACCCAACAUGUGACACCACCCAUCUCACAUCCUACAUCCCAAACACCAUGCUGUAUCUCACACUCCACAACACAUCUCUCACCACGCCACAUCUCUCGCAUCACACCCCGCACCCAACAUGUGACACCACCCAUCUCACAUCCUACAUCUCAAACACCAUGCCACAUCUCACAUCCCACAACACAUCUCUCACCACGCCACAUCUCUCGCAUCACACCCCGCACCCAACAUGUGACACCACCCAUCUCACAUCCUACAUCUCAAACACCACGCCACAUCUCACACCCCACAACACAUCACACUCCACAACACAUCUCACACCACGCCACAUCUCUCGCACCACACCCCGCACCCAACAUGUGACACCGCCCAUCUCACAUCCUACAUCCCAAACACCGUGCUACAUCACACCCCACAACACAUCACACUCCACAACACAUCUCCCGCAUCACACCCCACACCCAACAUGUUACCCCACCCAUCUCACAUCCUACAUCUCAAACACCACGCCACAUCUCACACCCCACAACACAUCACACUCCACAACACAUCUCACACCACGCCACAUCUCUCGCACCACACCCCGCACCCAACAUGUGACACCACCCAUCUCACAUCCUACAUCUCAAACACCACGCCACAUCUCACACCCCACAACACAUCACACUCCACAACACAUCUCACACCACGCCACAUCUCUCGCACCACACCCCGCACCCAACAUGUGA
This is a messenger RNA of Haliotis rufescens (red abalone), 903 nucleotides long. Its product is annotated as soluble scavenger receptor cysteine-rich domain-containing protein SSC5D-like. The record is from RefSeq and is a predicted model, not a curated record. The transcript has a single exon. NCBI's taxonomy places the organism in Eukaryota, Metazoa, Mollusca, Gastropoda, Lepetellida, Haliotidae. The coding region runs from base 1 to 903 and encodes 300 amino acids.